Molecule: messenger RNA, 788 nt
Organism: Hevea brasiliensis (rubber tree)
Lineage: Eukaryota; Viridiplantae; Streptophyta; Magnoliopsida; Malpighiales; Euphorbiaceae
Product: serine/arginine-rich splicing factor RS2Z32-like
Exons: 3
Coding region: 1-612 (203 amino acids)
Molecular function (GO): nucleic acid binding; zinc ion binding
Source: RefSeq, a predicted model, not a curated record
AUGCCGCAGUUCCCUGCACAAUUCGCACAAAGAGAUGGUCUGCGAUGUUUCCAAAGAAAUGUGAAGGAAAAAGUCGAGAAAUUAGAAAAAGACAAGGGGGAAAAAUCAGUUGAACAGAGUUCUGGUGCUACCUCUGGAAAGAAAAAGAAGUUUAGUGGACCCAGCAGGGGUCGAGGUGGAAGGUUUGGUAGAGGUAGAUUUUCUGGUCAGAGACCCCCUAGGUCUGGUCAGCAGUCAAGCAGGGGUUCACAUUCUGCCCGCCCCUGUGAGACUUGUGGCAAGAUUCAUGGGGGGGAAUGUUAUUGGGCCACUGGAGCCUGUUUUAACUGUGGAGGCAAGGGCCAUAUAGCUAAAGACUGUACUAGUGCUCCGAGAUAUGGUCCAGCUCCUACUACUGCCGAGGGAUCUAUUCAGAGUCCUGCUCCCAGAGGUUCACAGUCAUUUGGCAGAGGAAGAGGCAGAGGUAGAGGCACUACUUCAGGCAGUCAGGGCACAGUUGGUCAAUCAGCACAAGGAAGUGCUUCAACCAGAAUCUACGCAAUGAAACAGCGAGAAGAGGCUGAGACUUCUGAUGUGGUAGCUGAUACAGAGACUAGAGGAGCAGCAGACUGAGCUGCUGAAGUGUGUGAAGUCAUCAGCUUGAAGCCUUCGGGUAUAAUUUAUACCCUAACUGCAAAUACUUCUUUUGAUGUAUAUAUUGCACAUAAAUGUAUGGACAUGUAAAAAUGGGUCUUGAGCAGCUUGUACACAAAUUUGUAUGAAGUUUAUAAUAAAGUUUAGUUUGUGUU